Molecule: messenger RNA, 1861 nt
Organism: Neolamprologus brichardi
Lineage: Eukaryota; Metazoa; Chordata; Actinopteri; Cichliformes; Cichlidae
Product: 14-3-3 protein beta/alpha-B-like
Source: RefSeq, a predicted model, not a curated record
GACUGAUGUGAUUGGAAGGAAACCCCGUGGACUGCAUUCAGUCAGGCGGCUGAGAGAAUCAGCUGUGGCUUGGUACACUGACAUCUGCCAAUACUCAGUGAACAGUCAUGUCUGAGGCACCUCAGAAGGAACUGGUGCAAAAGGCCAAGCUGGCCGAGCAGGCUGAGCGUUAUGAUGACAUGGCUUCUCUGAUGAAGAAGGUGACAGAGGAAGGCCUGGAGCUGUCGAACGAGGAGCGCAACCUGUUGUCAGUGGCAUACAAGAAUGUGGUGGGUGCCCGUCGGUCCUCGUGGCGCGUGGUCUCCAGCAUUGAGCAGAAGACCGAGGGCUCUGAAAAGAAGGUAGCCUUAGCCAAGGAAUACCGGGAGAAGAUUGAGACAGAGCUGAAAGACAUCUGCCAUGAUGUCCUGGAUCUCUUGGACAAGUAUCUUAUUGCAAACGCUACAGCAGCAGAGAGUAAAGUCUUUUACUUGAAAAUGAAAGGCGAUUACUAUCGCUACCUAGCGGAGGUGGCUACAGGAGACAACAAGAAAGGCAUCAUUUCAAAUUCACAGGAAGCCUACCAAGCCGCCUUUGAUAUCAGCAAAAGUGACAUGCAGCCCACACACCCAAUCCGUCUUGGUCUUGCCCUUAACUUCUCCGUUUUCUACUACGAGAUCCUCAACAUACCUGAAGAAGCCUGCAAGCUCGCCAAGCAGGCCUUUGACGACGCCAUUGCAGAGCUUGACACCCUGAGUGAAGACUCAUACAAAGACAGCACACUAAUCAUGCAGCUAUUGAGAGAUAACUUGACGCUGUGGACCUCGGACAACCAGGCUGAAGGCGAGGAUUCAGAGCCAAGGGAUUGAGCCAGACCCCCGUAGUCAUCCCUGUUGUCCUGCCAUUGUCCUGGCUCAUCUUCAUCAUGAUCAUCAACACUGAGACCACCUCAUUUUGAUCAUUGUCAUCCAACUCUUUCCAUCUUUUUUUCUAUCUAAGGUCUCUCAGUACUCAUCUCAUUCCCAUCGGUUUACUAUUCCUUCUUUUUGUAGUAACUGUGGGGAAAGGGGCUGGGUAGGGGAGGGGAAUUCAAGUGGUGUGGUGGGAGGGUAAAAGUGUUUGGGUUUAGAUGUUUUUGGGUGUUGCAUUAUUAAGGUGCUGGGUGAAAGGGCAGUUUCUUAAACUCAUGAAACAUGCAGCAGGUUAAGUUUGUAGAAGUAAGAAAAUAUUUAAGCUGUAUGUGCUGUACUACUCAUUAACGGUGCUGUUUUUGACCAUCCUUUGAUGACACAUCUGUGCUUGACAAAAACAGGAGCUGCCUCCUUAUAUUUGAGGUGACAACAACUGUGUUUGUACAUGGCAAGGGGAAUAACAGCAGAGGUAAAGACAGUGAAGAUGUGAUUGGGAGAAGGAAGCCAAGAUUUAGUUGGAAGACAAGGUUACAUUCUACAUACUGUUGCUCAACUUUCUACUCUUACUAUCUUUUUUGUUUGUUUUUAGUAGACUGCUCUUGUAUUUUUAUGCAUCAGUUAUGAGGUAUAGAAAACUUUGAAGAACAAAAGAGCACGAGCACACAAGCUUGUAUUGUUGCUGUUUUGUAUUGGCACAGCAGUUUAAAAAAAAAAAAAGAAAAGAAAAAAGAUCCAUCUGCGUAUCUAAUUAAUGCUUUUUCAAAUUAAGACAUUUUGUUUUGUUUUUUCCUUUUUCUCAGUACUUGCCUGAACUGCAUGGUGGUAAGAAGUAGUUUUUGGAGGAUUAAAGGUUGUUGUUGGGCUGGUUAGCUUUGUCUGUCUUUGGAAUUUUCUUACAGGACACCCAAGCAUAACUAAUUUUUGGGGGAAAUGUGUAAUUUCAUGUAAGUGGAAUAAAAAAAAUAAUUUAA